GGUUUGUGUCCCAUCAAACAAACAAUCCCUAAGUAGUCCUGAAUCCGGAAAAGUUCAGUAUAAAUUGCGCAGCCCAACUCGGUGACGGCGACGGGACAAGUUGUUGGGUGUGCAAAACUGUACGAAUCUUCUUUCUCAUCUGAGCACAGUGAUAGAGUGUUCUUUGUUUAUAAAUUGGAGAAUCAAUGGGUUCUUCGUCAACGGACGCUUUACCCCAAAUUCAGGAAACUUUGAUGGAAUUUCGUGCUGGUAAAAUGCUCAUGGAGGGCAAAAAGGUUAUCCCUGAUUCACGGAAAGGACUUGUUCGUAUAGGCAGGGGUGAAGAGGGACUACUCCAUUUUCAGUGGCUUGACCGUAAUCUCAACAUUGUUGAAGAUGAUCAGAUUGUUUUCCCAGAGGAGGCAGUCUUUGAGAAGGUCAAUCAAUCAUCUGGAAGGGUUUACAUUUUGAAGUUCUGUACCGACGAUAGAAGGCUUUUUUUUUGGAUGCAGGAGCCAGCAGCUGACAAUGAUGCACAGUUAUGUAGCUCAGUCAACUUCUACUUGAAUCAACCACUAGAGUUUCCUGGUGAAGAUGAGCCUGAAGCUUCAGCUCCUUUACCAAAUUCUGAAGAUAUGGUAGAAGAAGAUAUUUCAUUGAGGGCGGGAAAUUUGGUUAGUGCAAGCAUGAAUACUGAAGCUAGUAGCGAUGUGACAUCUUCAGGCCCAGUAAAGAUGUCUGAUCUUCAAAGAAUAUUGAGUAACAUAGGGUCCACAGAUGAAGCUGUAGAUCCUGAUGCAGGAUUGGGAUUGGGAGAUAUUUUGAGGCCUGAGCUCAUAUUACCACUGAUUGAGGAAAUACCACUAGAAGAACAACUAGCUUCACACUUGCCAGAGGGUCAUUGGACACCAUAUGAAUUAAUGGAAUUGCUACAGAGUCCUCCGUUCCGUCAGCAGUUAGAUUCAUUUACUUAUGUUCUUCGAACUGGACAAAUAGAUCUGACUCAGUUUGGAAUUGAUCCAAGUCAAUAUAAGUUGACGGUUCCAUCUUUUCUCGAGGCCCUAGAAGAUUCUGUUUCCAAGGCAUCAGGAUCCAAUGAAUCAAGGCAGGAUGAGAAGGAUUUAAGAUCUCAAACGUGUAACAGAAGUGAUCCCAUGGAUGAAGGGCAUUAAGAUAAACAGUGCAAAUCAAGACUGUUGUGAAGUGAUCACAAUGUUUAUUUGAAAGAAUUGAUUUUCAGAUGAUGUGAACAUGUUACUUACAAGCACUGUAAAGAAGGUACUUACUCAGAGUGACAUUUCCUUUGAUGUAAACAAAAGUUGUGUAUUGUUAGAGGUGAUAGACAUUCAAGUCAUUUCCAAUUGUGUGUCCAUGUAUGAUGUUUCAACACCAAAGUUUGAGAUUCUAUCGCUUUAUUCAUGGGA
Solanum verrucosum is the source of this 1403-nucleotide messenger RNA. Its product is annotated as 26S proteasome regulatory subunit RPN13. Lineage: Eukaryota; Viridiplantae; Streptophyta; Magnoliopsida; Solanales; Solanaceae. Gene Ontology annotation, biological process: ubiquitin-dependent protein catabolic process. Bases 186 to 1151 code for a protein of 321 amino acids. The transcript has 14 exons. Gene Ontology annotation, cellular component: nucleus; proteasome regulatory particle, lid subcomplex; cytoplasm. The record is from RefSeq and is a predicted model, not a curated record. Gene Ontology annotation, molecular function: endopeptidase activator activity; ubiquitin binding; proteasome binding.